This is a messenger RNA of Bactrocera tryoni, 1127 nucleotides long. It is a transcript of the gene Rpp25, whose product is annotated as ribonuclease P protein subunit p25-like protein. The record is from RefSeq and is a predicted model, not a curated record. The transcript has 4 exons. Lineage: Eukaryota; Metazoa; Arthropoda; Insecta; Diptera; Tephritidae. Gene Ontology annotation, biological process: tRNA 5'-leader removal. Gene Ontology annotation, cellular component: ribonuclease MRP complex. The coding region runs from base 67 to 903 and encodes 278 amino acids. Gene Ontology annotation, molecular function: RNA binding.
GAAUGGAUUUUCUUUAUCUUUCCAUUGUAGUCUCAAUUCAAUAAGCAAAACAAAAAAACGUAAAAUAUGAUGCACUAUCGGAAAGGUGAAAAUAUCGAGCAGGAGUUAACCAAAGAUGACUUGCCAUUCGCUGAUUGUUUGUCCAAGUUGCCACAAAAGGACUUUCUUUGGAUGCGCGUAAGAGGGGGUACUAAAGUACCGAAUGUUAUUAACUAUGCCAAAAAUGCUUUGGACAAUGGCGAAUAUCGAACAGUCGUUUGGAGCGGUAUGGGUGGCGGUGUGGUGAAGACGGUUUCUUGUGCAGAAGUAUUGAAGCGAAGCUAUCCGUUGUAUCAGUUGACCCGCAUGGAUCAAGUUACAAAUGAAGAGCAUUGGGUGCCGCAGAUGGACGGUUUAGAGCCGAUUAUAGCUAAACGAAAGGUGCCCAGCUUACACAUACUGAUGACGUUGGAUCCAAUCGAUGAGAGCAUUGGCGAUAUUCAGAAGCCCAAUACGACGACUGAGUACUGGAGAUGCCCGAGCUCCACCACGCAACAACAAAGACAGACACAACAAAUAGGACAAAAUAGCGAAGGCUUGAGACAGCGACGGCAACAUGAACAAAAACGGUUGUCUAAGGAAAGACCCCAAAGCCAGGUUGCGCGACAAGAGAAGGUAAAGGAUUUGCAAAGAAAAGAGCAAAGCGAAAGGCAACAGAAAUCGCAAAAUCCAAAUAAAAAUCGUACUGAGCUACGACAUAAUAACAGUAAUGGUCAACAUCGUCAGCAACGAGCUGAAAGAAAGCAAAGUGCGAAACUACAACAGCAAUCUGCCCAGGCUACGCAGAUGGAAGUUGGAACAUCAGGUGCCACAUCUGCGCCGCCUACUAAUAUUUCAAGUUGUAUAGACACUAUGGAAUCUUGAUUAAGAAAUGGGUUAAUUUGAUUUGUGAAAAUUAAGGAAAAGCAGAUCUUAAUCAUGCGUGCAACACAACGGCGCAAUUAUAACUUUUUAUGAUAUAGUUAAAAAAAUAUUUGAAAAAUAUACCACAAAGAUAACAUUUAAUUCUGUUCGUGUAUUUAACUAUAUUUUAGAUAUAUUAAAGCACUAGUUGAUGACAAUAAAUGUUGAUGUAGUAGAUACAGAAA